This is a messenger RNA of Canis lupus familiaris (dog), 5432 nucleotides long. It is a transcript of the gene GDA, whose product is annotated as guanine deaminase. Gene Ontology annotation, molecular function: guanine deaminase activity; zinc ion binding. Gene Ontology annotation, biological process: guanine catabolic process. The transcript has 14 exons. The coding region runs from base 101 to 1465 and encodes 454 amino acids. The record is from RefSeq and is a predicted model, not a curated record. NCBI's taxonomy places the organism in Eukaryota, Metazoa, Chordata, Mammalia, Carnivora, Canidae. Gene Ontology annotation, cellular component: cytosol.
GGGUGCGCUCGGCAGCCGCCCGCAGGCGCAGGGACCGCUCCCCGCCCGCCCGGCGCGCCCUGCUCGGUCCGCGAGCCCCGCGCUGCGCUCCGCCGCCGACAUGUGUGCCGCCCCGAUGCCGCCCCUGGCGCACGUCUUCCGGGGGACCUUCAUCCACUCCACCUGGGCUAACCCCAUGGAGGUGCUGCGGGACCACCUCCUCGGCGUGAGCGACAGCGGCAAAAUAAUGUUUUUAGAAGAAGCAUCUCAACAAGAAGAGCUGGCCAAAGAAUGGUGCUUCAAGCCGUGUGAAGUAAGAGAACUAAGCAACCAUGAGUUCUUCAUGCCUGGGCUGGUUGAUACACAUAUCCAUGCCCCUCAGUACUCUUUUGCUGGGAGUAAUGUAGACCUGCCACUUUUGGACUGGCUGACCAAGUACACGUUUCCCACAGAGCUCAAAUUCCAGAACAUCGACUUUGCUGAAGAAGUAUAUACCAGAGUUGUUAGGAGAACACUAAAGAAUGGAACAACCACAGCUUGUUACUUUGGAACAAUUCACACUGACUCAUCUCUGCUCCUUGCAGAAAUUGCAGAUAAAUUUGGGCAGCGGGCAUUUGUGGGCAAAGUCUGCAUGGAUAUGAAUGCCACUGUUCCAGAAUACAAGGAAACCACUGAGGCAUCAAUCAAGGAAACAGAGAGAUUUGUGUCAAGAAUGCUCCAAAAGAACUAUUCUAGAGUGAAGCCCAUAGUGACACCACGUUUUUCUCUUUCCUGCACUGACACCUUGUUGAAUAAACUAGGAAGCAUCGCGAAGAUCCAUAAUUUGCAUAUUCAGAGCCACAUAAGUGAAAAUAUCAGUGAAGUUGAAGCUGUGAAGAGCCUGUUUUACGAUUAUAAAAAUUACACAGAUGUGUAUGAUAGAAACAAUCUUCUGACAGAUAAGACAGUGAUGGCACAUGGCUGCUACCUUUCUGCAGAAGAACUGCAGGUAUUCAAGGAACGAGGAGCAGCUAUCUCACAUUGCCCCAAUUCUAACUUAUCGCUCAGCAGCGGCUUUCUCAAUGUGCUAGAAGUCCUGAAACAUGAAGUGAAAAUAGGGCUGGGUACAGAUGUGGCUGGUGGUUAUUCAUCUUCCAUGCUUGAUGCAAUCAGAAGAGCAGUGAUGGUUUCCAAUAUCCUCUUAAUUAAUAAGAUAAAUGAGAAGAGUCUCACCCUCAAAGAGGUCUUCCGACUAGCUACUCUUGGAGGCAGCCAAGCCCUGGGGCUGGAUAAAGAGAUUGGAAACUUUGAAGUGGGCAAGGAAUUUGAUGCCCUCCUGAUCAACCCAAAAGCAUCUGACUCUCCCAUUGACUUGUUUUCUGGGGAUUUGGUUGGUGAAACCUCUGAAGCUGUAAUCCAGAAGUUCCUCUACCUAGGAGAUGACCGAAAUAUUGAGGAGGUUUAUGUGGGUGGAAAGCAGGUGGUCCCCUUCUCAAGCUCAGUGUAAGAUCCUUGGCCUCUACCGGUUCUCCUGGGAUCAUGUGGUUCUGCAUCUCUCUUGUGCCCAGGCAGAGUUAGGAAGUCAAAAAAUAGUAUCUUGUUCUUGGGAUGACUAUCUCUUUCUGUGUCUAGUUAAAAUAUUCACUUGACAAAUCGUUUGAAGGAAGUUGCGCUAAUCCUCAACUCUCUGGUUGGGAGGAUUCGAAAUGUCUCCCUUUUGAGCUGUUCAGAUUGACUUUAAGCUCAAACAUAAGGGAAUGUUAUUCCUGGUGGUGUUCUUAUUAUGAGAUUUAAGUAAAAUCGAUUUCAUAUUUGGAAAUGUGGAGAGCAAAGAUAUUCCUAUAUGGCUAGAUAUUUUGAGCUAAUCAGUGUGACAAUCAGAAAAUGGAAAAUGAAACCGUGGAUAUAUUUUUAUGAGGGAGAAGAAGUUAGACUAUGAACAAACAUUGGAAAAUUACUUCAGAUUAUAUUUGAAAAUUAUAUACUGAGCAUAUUAAUUUUAGGAGAGAACUUGUUGAAUUUUAAAACGUGUUUCUAGAUUGACCUUGUGUUCUGGAAAUUUGCACUUAAUGGAAUUUGCAUUUCAGAGAUUUGUUAUUGUUGUGCUUUGCCUUCUUUGGGGAUGAAAUGUCAGAAAUUGAAUGCCACAUGCUUUCUUAAUAUAGUUCCGUGCUUCAAAGUGUUUGACAGAGGUUGGGUGUUAAAGAUUUAAAGUCUCUUAGGAAUAUUAUUCAUAUAACUACAUGGCACAAAUAGUGGUAUUUUGUGUAUUUCAAAAUCACCUUAAUGUAUAACUAUGCGAUGCUAUUAUUGCUUCAGUGUUAUUUGAAAAGAAACAAAUUCCAUACUCCACUGUUGUGUAGACUGGAGUCUUCAUGAACUGGGGCCAGUGCUGGGCAGCAAAGAGCUGUCAAUACUAAAAGGAAGGGCUUCAUUGAAAUGAUGUGUUCUCCCCAAGCAUUAUGUCAUGAUUGCUGGAAAUUACAUACUCUGAUACCAUUCUGGUAGAACUUUAAAAUGAGGGACAAAUUCAAUUAAAAAUAUGAAAAAUCUUUAAACCCUGUUUACUGAAAGUACUGUAUUUUUCAAUUUAUCCUGUUGUUCUUUUAAUUCCCAAUAAUUUUCAGGCCAUUAGGAUUUUAGGAAAAUGAAAACUAUGUACAUGUCCCACUUAAUGUUUAUAUGAAUGGGACUUAAUCUCUCAACUAGGCAUCUAGGAACAUUAAACAAAGCAAAGAGUAUUUUUAUGCCUCCUAAUAUAGUGUACAUUCCCAUCACCCACAAUUAAAAGCAAAUUGACUUCUUGAUAAACCCUGAAGAAGUAUUGAUGUGAGUUUCUCAUUUAAUUCCAUUAAUACUUUAAACUGACAUGGAAAAGGAAUAAAUCUUCUUAAUAUAUCAUAACACUGAUACCUAGGGGUUAAGUGUGACUCCUUAUAAUUUACCUUAAAGAACUUUAUGUGAUAUAAUAGAGUUAACUCCAUAUUGACAGAACAAAAUUCCCCCACUUGUACUAGAAAUUUUAUCCUCACAGAAGUUAUGCUGAAUCAGCAGUAAUUUGCCCACAUUUUUUUGUUUUUCCUGGUGGAAACACUUUUAGAUUUGAUUGUGUAUACACACCACCCAAUGACAGAACAGAUUUUUGGUCUUAUUUUUAUUUUUUUAAAGACUUUUCUUAUUUGAAUAUAGUUGAUACCCAAUUUGGGCUUAUUGAAAACACACAAGCAAACAGAGUUUGUGUUGUGGGAUAUAAAGUAACUCCGUAAAUUUAGUUUCCAGUGUCCCAUUCCUCUAUUUCCAGAAUUCCCACUUUCUGAGCUAUGUCAGAAAAUGCUCCACUAGUCCCCUCGCCCCUACCCCCCACCCCAUUCUCUGUAGUGCUGGUGAGUGUCUCCUGCUCUGUCCCCUGAUCCCUGCUAAAGGAACAUGGUUACCUGAUGUCUAACCCACAUGCGUGGGCUUAAGAAUUUGGAGAAGAUGUGCAAGAUCCCCUAAUAGGCAGCAGCUAUAUGCCCAGCCUUUGCAAGUUCCUAUGCCUUUAUCUUCCUUAAGCAUGUACAUUUUGAUGAUGAGCAUCAGUGUUCAUUUGGAUGAAGGUUUCACAUGCAGUGUAUAUAAACAAGCACGGCAGCAGCAGCAGGAAGAGUGACCAUCUACAACCAGUCUGUCAAGCAUUACAUUUAUCCCUGGGAGUAUGUUAAGACCUGAGUAUCUUUCCUAGUAAAAAUAGAAUGUGUUGACAUGUUUACGUGUAGUUCAAUCUCCCUGCAUCUCUUAUAACUUGUGUUUGGUUUCAUCAAGGGCAGUGUUUCUGAGUGUUACAUUUGCUUUUUUCAGUAUGACUGGCAUUGGCCGUACAUGUGGCUAGAUGCUCUACACUUGGAAAUGUUGGCUUUGCCUACUGUGGCUUGACUUUCUGAAUCGUGGCAAGGUGGUAUUUCAAGCCCAACUCUAUUUGUCACUUUAUGUCCGAAUAUUUUGCUCUCUGACAGGAAAGAAAGAAUUAAGACUUCUUAUCAGGCUCCUGACCUCGCCUUGCACUAUUUUCCUCUGCUCUCAUGGUAUUUUUAAUGGAAUACUCUUUAGUGGGUAAAAAUGGAUUUAAUAGUGCUGACAGUCAUACAUUUAAAAGAUAUUUUCUACCACAGAACACAAAAACAGGCUAAUCGGCUAAGGUGAAUUUAAUUUCCAAAAGGGAAUGAAACAUGGGAUUAGGACCUGAGAGGUUGUCCUGGUCAUUGUAACCUGAGGUUGAGACUGCUCCCUUCAUCGGCUCCUUUUCAGAUUUAAUUGUCAAAGGUUCUGGAAUCCAAGGGAAUAUUUUAGAACUAGCUCCCUUCAAGCCAGGAGGAGGUCUCUCUAAGCUACUAUUGUGAGCAUUGAACCCGACUGAAUCUCUUUUUCACUUCCCUGAGAAGUGGCUGGAAAGUGGUUGGAAACAUUCCUGUUAUGCUUAGCUGAUUUUGGACUGUGCCCUUGAACAUCCCUGUUGGCAACCACAACUGAGAUGUCAGAGAGGUGACAUAAUGGAUGUGAGAUCCAGCAAUGUAUUUUGAAUCUUCACUCCCUUCCAGACUCUUCCUAUUUUUAAUUUUUUCACCUCAGAACUAGACAUAUGGAAAGCUUUCAAGGCAAGCUGGAAGGCACAUUAUAUCGAUUCUACCUUGUGCUAUACAUGGAAGAUAUCCAGAACUGGAUGCUUCUGUAGCCUAGUGGACAUCUUUACAUUGUUGUCCAUUUUUUUAAGUUGAUAAUAUUGUUGGGCACAUUCACAUGUCUAAAAGGAGCAUUCUGAGUUUUUAAAAGGUAGGCUAAGAAAUGUAUCAUGGCAGUGUCUUGAAAUAAUUUUCAAAUUACAUGGAUUGUUAUGAGCUUCUGAGAUUUUUUUUUAAAGGCUCAGAAGAGAUAUUUGCAAUUUCAGAACAAUCUAGCCCCUUUAGGUAUGAUUUUGGACCCUAGCCCUUUUCAGUGUCUCUAAAGAAAAAGUGUGGAAAGAAUUGCACUGAUGAACAGAUGCUAUCAGAAAGCCCUCACAUUGGACCCCCUGUGUUUUCUUGCUCAGCCUCUCCCAUUCCCUCCCACAGCCCCAGGGGUGAGAGAGAUCUAAGAGCUGAGGGGUUAGUUUGUAUCUCUCAUCCAAAUUUACUGAAAUGCAAAAGUUGAACAGGCCAGUAAUGGAACUCAGUGCAAAUUCCAAGACGGAUUUCAGAGUACAUGCAGAGCAAGUGACUUGAACAGAUGUCAUGUGGCAUUGACUUACCUAUUCAUUUCCUAUUCAAAAGCCUGUCAGAAAGCAUUCUGUAUCAAAAACCACCUUACAUUGUAUGUUAAACUCCUGAUAGCUGCUCUUAAGAAUAUGUAUGUGUGUAUUCAUGGGGACAUUUUUACUCAAUAUUUGUAUGAUUUGCUUAUUGUUCAUGUGCUGAGUGAGCUCCUUUGUGCUUCAGACAAAAAUAAAUGAGAUUUUGUGUUUA